AUGAUUUUCAGUAAAGUGUUACAUCAAAAGAAUUUGAAACUACAAGCGAUCAAGAGUCAAAUACCAAAAUUGAAUCCCAAAAGUGGUCGUGCUGGAGGACCAUGGGGUCUCAUGGAAUUUAAGAGACAAAUUGUACUUAUUCCAGGGUUUUUGCUUACACUGUCAGUACUUUGUUUCUGGCCGUUUUCAAUUAGAGCUGUUCAUCGUGUAAGACACAAAGAUACUAGUAGCAUGAUCUAA
This is a messenger RNA of Kazachstania africana CBS 2517, 240 nucleotides long. RefSeq lists its product as uncharacterized. The record is from RefSeq and is a predicted model, not a curated record. The transcript has a single exon. NCBI's taxonomy places the organism in Eukaryota, Fungi, Ascomycota, Saccharomycetes, Saccharomycetales, Saccharomycetaceae. Bases 1 to 240 code for a protein of 79 amino acids.